Molecule: messenger RNA, 1065 nt
Organism: Gracilinanus agilis (Agile Gracile Mouse Opossum)
Lineage: Eukaryota; Metazoa; Chordata; Mammalia; Didelphimorphia; Didelphidae
Gene: PJVK
Product: pejvakin
Exons: 6
Coding region: 1-1065 (354 amino acids)
Biological process (GO): programmed cell death
Cellular component (GO): cytoplasm
Source: RefSeq, a predicted model, not a curated record
AUGUUUGCUGCUGCUACCAAGAGCUUUGUUAAGCAAGUUGGAGAUGGAGGGAGAUUAGUUCCUGUUCCAAGCCUCAGUGAAGCUGACAAAUAUCAACCUCUGAGCCUCGUGGUUAAAAAGAAAAGAUGCUUUUUGUUACAAAGACCUAAAUUUACCUCCACACCUUUCACUCUGAAUGAUAUUCUUCUAGGAGACAGAGAAAUUUCAGCUGGUAUCUCAUCCUACCAAUUACUGAAUUAUGAAGAUAAAUCAGAUGUUUCACUCUAUGGAAGGCGAGGAAAUCAUAUGGUGAACGACGUUGGAAUUAAUGUUGCCGGGUCAGAUUCCAUUGCAGUAAAAGCUUCCUUUGGUGUGGUAACUAAGCACGAAGUGGAAGUAACAACAUUACUCAAGGAACUUACUACCAGAAAAAUUAACUUUGAUCACUGCCUAAUCCGUCAAUCAAUGAGUAGUAGAAAGGCAGUAUUGUGUGUGGUCAUGGAAAGUAUUAGAACAACACGCCAGUGUUCAUUAUCUGUGCAUGCUGGAAUGCGUCGUGGGGAAGCAGUGAGGUUUCACAUUAUUGAUGAACAAAAUCCAAAGGGAAGAGACAAAGCUAUUGUUUUUCCAGCACACACAACCAUAGCGUUUAGUGUUUUUGAACUUUUCAUUUAUUUGGACGGUGCCUUUGACCUUUGUGUCACUUCAGUGUCAAAAGGAGGAUUUGAAAGAGAAGAAACAGCAACAUUCGCAAUACUCUACAGAUUAAGAAAUAUACUGUUUGAACGAAAUAGGAGGGUGAUGGAUGCCAUUGCUCGCUCAGAACUUUACAUGGAUGACCUUUUCUCAGAUUACUACUAUGAUAAACCCCUCAGUAUGACUGACUUCUCUCUCAGAGAAGGAACUCAUGUCCGAGUUAACUUACUCAAUCACAAUAUUCCAAAAGGGCCUUGUAUCCUCUGUGGAAUGGGGAACUAUAAAAGGGAAACUGUUUAUGGAUGCUUUGAGUGUUCUUACAAUGGACAAAAGUAUGUAAGACUUCAUGCUGUGCCUUGCUUUGACAUUUGGCACAAGAGAAUGAAAUAA